CUUGAUAUUAUAAACAUCGUUUCUUCAUCCUUUGCAAUUUGCUCCAGUUGAGACUUACAAUACUUCUUCUUUUCACAAGCGUGAAGCAAAUUUUCUGGAUUCUCGAUUCAGUAAUCUGAAAAUAUGGCACCAAAUAUUUCAAGCACAUAUUCAAAAAUACUUAUGGAGGAAAAUACACAAAAUGAAAAACCUUCGAUUACUACAAAGACGCUAGAUAAUAAAAAUGACAAACAAAACAGAAGCAAGAGCUAUACGAAAAGCUGGUUUAUGACAGAGCUGAAAUGGUUUAACAUCUUACUUUUUAGUUUUCUCCACUUAUACUUCGUAUAUGCCUGUUUUACUUUUAACUUUUUCGAAAAUCUGUUAACGACAACUUGGUGGUAUGUUAUGGGUUCUAUGACAGGAAUAGGCACCACUGCUGGUGUUCAUCGUUUAUGGACUCACAAAGCUUAUAAGGCAAAAUGGCAGCUUAGAACUAUACUUGCUAUUUUCUAUGUUUCAGCAGGCAUGAAUAACAUUUAUCAAUGGGUACGAGAUCAUCGAAUACAUCACAAAUACACGGAUACGAAUGCAGAUCCGCACAAUAGUAACCGAGGAUUCUUUUUUUCCCAUGUUGGUUGGUUGAUGAUGAAGAAACAUUCAGAUGUGAUUGAAAAGGGUCGUCAAAUUGACAUGAGCGAUAUAUUGGCUGAUCCUAUUGCUGUAUUUAGUAUCAAAUAUUUCUCGAUAUUAAAAUUUACAUUUGCUUUUCUGCUUCCGAUAAUGUUACCUGUGUAUGGAUGGAAUGAGACUUGGUACAGAGCUUUCGCAUCGCAGAUUAUUCGUUAUGUACUCAUUUUAAAUUUUACAUGGAGCGUCAACAGUGCGGCUCAUAUUUGGGGUUCAAAGCCGUAUGAUGCGCACAUAAAUCCAACGGAGAACCGAUGGGUCAGCCUUGUUACUCAUGGUGAAGGAUGGCACAAUUACCAUCAUGUCUUUCCAUGGGACUAUAAGGCUUCCGAGUUGUUUCACAAUUCCAUAACCACAAAUUUCAUCAAUUUUUUUGCAAAAAUCGGGUGGGCGUAUGAUCUCAAGCAACCGUCGCAAGAGAUUGUAAAGACUAUCGCGAUGAAAAAGGGUGAAGGAAGCCAUUCUUUAUGGAAUGCUGUACCAGAUCCAGCUUGUAAAACUGAAUAAUAAAAACGAUUAAGAGUUGUCUUGCGAUAG
Cyphomyrmex costatus is the source of this 1206-nucleotide messenger RNA. RefSeq names its product acyl-CoA Delta(11) desaturase-like. The coding region runs from base 124 to 1176 and encodes 350 amino acids. The transcript has 6 exons. Gene Ontology annotation, molecular function: stearoyl-CoA 9-desaturase activity; iron ion binding. The record is from RefSeq and is a predicted model, not a curated record. Gene Ontology annotation, cellular component: endoplasmic reticulum membrane. NCBI's taxonomy places the organism in Eukaryota, Metazoa, Arthropoda, Insecta, Hymenoptera, Formicidae. Gene Ontology annotation, biological process: unsaturated fatty acid biosynthetic process.